AUGGAAAUGGGAGCAGAUUACUAUGGAUUUUAUCACGAGAUUUCCAAGAACCUCAACAGGACAAAUUGGGUCGUUACAGCAUACAGGACAACAUUCAAAACUCCUAUUGGGAAAUCACCUUUUCAAUUGCUGUAUGGAAAAUCCUGUCACCUUCCUGUGAAGCUAGAACACAAAGCCUAUUGGGCCACUAAACUCCUAAAUCUUGACUCUCAAGCAGCAGGAGAGAAAAGGCUACUACAACUGAAUGAGUUGGAUGAGUUCAGGUUGGAAGCCUAUGAGAAUGCUAAGAUAUACAAGGAAAAGGCUAAGAGAUGGCAUGACAAGAGAAUCUCAAAGAAAGAGUUCAAACCAGGACUGCAAGUGCUCGUGUAUAACUCUAGACUCAAGGUUUUCCCUGGAAAACUCAAGUCCAAAUGGACUGGCCCCUACUUGGUGACAAAGGUCCUCCCUUAUGGAAGCCUUGAACUUCUGAAUGAAGCCACAAAGGACAUCUUCACAGCAAAUGGUCACAGAGCAAAGCAUUAUUUAGGAGGCCCUAGGAACAAAGAGGAAAGCAUCCAUGAGCUGGGAUGA
Messenger RNA from Arachis stenosperma, 573 nucleotides. RefSeq lists its product as uncharacterized. The transcript has 2 exons. The record is from RefSeq and is a predicted model, not a curated record. Bases 1 to 573 code for a protein of 190 amino acids. Gene Ontology annotation, molecular function: nucleic acid binding. NCBI's taxonomy places the organism in Eukaryota, Viridiplantae, Streptophyta, Magnoliopsida, Fabales, Fabaceae.